AUGCAUCGAGGGGAAUAUUGCAAGCGGAAAGACGACAUGUUGGAUUAUUUUGCACAGACUACCAGCAUUGAGGUCUUGACAGAACCAGUGAGUAAAUGGAGAAAUGUUCGUGGUCAUAAUAUCCUGGGUUUAAUGUACCAGGAUGCUUCGAGGUGGGGGAUAACCUUACAGACUUACAUACAGCUUACAAUGUUGGAGCAGCAUACCAAACCAAUGAUUUCCCCAGUAAGAAUGAUGGAGAGAUCGAUUCACAGUGCAAAAUACAUUUUUGUAGAAAAUUUGUAUAGAAGUGGGAAGAUGCCAGAGGUGGAUUAUGUUGUCCUGUCUGAAUGGUUUGACUGGAUCCAGAGGAGCACCGAUGUUUCAGUUGAUUUGAUCGUUUACCUGCAGACAUCUCCUGAAGUUUGUUAUGAGAGAUUAAAGAGAAGAUGCAGAGAAGAAGAGAAAAUCAUUCCUCUGGAAUAUUUAGAAGCUAUUCAUCAGCUCUAUGAAGAGUGGCUCAUUAAACAUACGUUAUUUAAAGUUUCCUGCCCAGUGCUUGUUAUUGGAGCUGACCACGACAUGCAGAAAAUGAUAGAAAAGUAUGAAGAAAACCGGGACCAAAUACUAAACCCAUAUAAUAUGCAACAGCAUUUAUAGAUAUCUGUUAGGUUGUAUUUUAUUUUUUUAUAAUUCAUGAAGUCUGAUACAGGGACAAUUCUGAAUAUUUGUAAUACUUUUGAAUUUAAUGGUUUCUGCUUUAGAACUACACCUUGUAGGAUGUUGUGAAUUUCUCACUACAAAAUGUUCAGGAACAAGUCAUAAAUAGAAUAUGACCCAAUUCUAUUCCAAGUUUUUAGGUUCUCCAUCCAUUUUACUGCAUCAGUUCUGUUUUGUCAAAAUGUAUCUUUCUCUCAUUCCCAUUUCACUGCUGUUUCCUAUGAAAUAAUGUUUUUCUUUUCCCCCAUGACAGUUCUGUUUCUGUAAUGUAAAGGAGGGUUCCAUGCAUGGGGUGGGAUGUCCUGUUGUGCAUAGUGUUCAAUAGCUUUGUUAAACUGCUCUGGCUAUGUCAAAAUAGAGUGUGUAGGGGUUCUUUCUGUAAUCCUGCCUGCACUGAUGCAUUUCACUGAACUCAGUUUCUACUGCUCUAUGUGGCAUCAUAAUAUAGCUGUAGUUCCGAAGGUAACUACGCAUAGUCCCAUGAAAUUCAGUGGUGAACAAAUAGUUAAAUGUCUUUGUAACUGAUUGCACAGUGGUUCUGAGGGUUUUUCUAGGCCAGGUUUUUAAAGGGGCUUAUUUCUCUGGUUUUGGUGAAACUCGUAGCUGAGUUGAGGACUAGUGGAAAGUAGAGUGGAUUUGGAACUCUGCAUUUCCUUUCAAAUGAUGAUAUAAAUACUAAAAAUAAUUGAUUUCUUAACUGCUGUGGAUUCUUCAAAAUAUCUGGAUUGAUCUGUUUUAUUAUUUAUUAUAAGGAAAUAUGUGAAUGGUUCUUUGGGUAUACACCUUGAUCACUUUACUGUGGCUUGGGAAAUAGAGAAGUGUAAUGGGUGUUUAAUUUUUGUGGUUAUUUGCUUAAGUGUUGAUGUGCUCUUUAUUUCUGCUUUACCCUCUUGAUUGUUGUCUUCCAUUGCUUACUGCCUAAACAUCUGUAACUUAUCGACCAUAAUUUUCAGUUACUUGCCUUUUCAUGUGUUACUUAAAUGUGAACACUUCACUUCUUUUAUUUUGUGGUUUUAUGGUAGCUGUAUAUACCUGAAGAUAGCUGUAGCUGAAAUGACUGCAGCUUUUUCCAAGUCAGGAGACGGAGUUCAUGUCUUCUAGUGGGAUUUUUAUUUAUUUAUUUUUUAAACCAGUGCAGCUUAGGAAUGAUCAGUGCAUGGAGUGUUUCCAAGUGAGUACUAGAUCAGUAUGCUGAAGCUUGUGAACCUGUUCUGUUCUAAAACUUUAGAAUUCUAGCUUAAAAGUAAGGUUUUAUGUAUUGAAUAAUUAUCUUAUAGGAGCUUAUUUGUAUAGGAAUAGUGGUCAUUCUGGAGACAUUCUGAUAAACUUUCAAAGUUCUUUUUGUCUCUUAGAGAAUAAAAAAGCUCUCUAGAAAUAGCUCUGUAAGUUUCAGCCAUCUGCAGAUUGUUGUUAAUUGCAAUCUGAUUAUGAGUUGUAGAAGCCAAUGGUAUGUAUUUUGCAUGCUAGCCUGGCAGAUUAGAGAAGAGCCAAUUAAUUCUGUUGUACAGAAAAUGCAAGUAAUUUAGUACCUCACAAAAAUGAAUGUGGCGAGUCAGUUAGCCUUUGUGGUUUCCCUUUACCUUGGGAGUCUGGAACGGCAUGUAAACUAUUUAACAAAUAGUGAUUCUUUGCCAUUUUAAGUUCUUCCAGGUUUUUUCUGUUUUUCUGAGCCAUAGGUUUAUCUCCAUCUUUAUCUCCAUGUUUAACAGCCCAUGACAGAACUUUCUUCUGGAAAUUUGUCACUAUCUGAGCAUUUAGACAUAAUAUCCUAUCACAGUGAGUUCCACAUCUAAACUGCAAGCUGUGUGAGAACUGAUUAUCUCUUUUCUGUAUUGCAUGUGUAGCCUGGAUGGAUAUCUUCUCCAGACCUCAGUGUUCACUUCAUUCUGAUUGAGGUGUCCUAGAGUCAGUAAUAUCUGGGAGCAGCACAUAAACUGACUUGAAGAGAGACUGGCAAAAAUCAAAAUGUUAAACAUUUGCAUUUUCUUUCUGGCCUUCUGUGCGCUCUCUUCUGGCACGAGGAGGAUGUUUAUAUCUUGCUUAUUUGAUUAAACAUUUUGGAAGUUAAUCUCCAAAACUGUAGGUUCUAAGAAGCCUAAGCCUAAGAAGAUGAUAAUUGUGUUCACUGGUGAAAUUAGAAUGCAGAACUACUGCCAACACCAGGAACUAAUUCAACAUCUCUUUUUCAGUGCUCUUCCUCCUGCGGAGUCUGGGUAUUCUGCCAUCAGUUGCAAUUAAAAUGUUCAGACCUGAAGCUCCCCGUGCUCUUGCAAAUAAUGACUUUUGUAGCAAGUUACUGUCCUGUCGAGGAAUUGGAGUAUCUGGUCCUUCCUGUAGGGUAUGGAGGUUGAAGUAAUUACUGUGCAUUUCCAGAGCAGGUUAAAGUCAGGUGAGGAUUAUGGUUUUUUACUUUUUUUUUUCCCCCAGCAUUUGGUAAAUUGCAGCAUUUGAGGGGGCUAGCAGUUUCAAAUUUUUAAAAAGUUUAGUCUCAGAAGAAAAAACUAGUAGCUCUAAGACUAAUUCCUACAUAAGAGAAAUGUAAUCUUCUGUCUUGUCCAGAUGCCAUUUAUCUGUUUUUUAUUGUUUGUUUUGUAAGAGAAACUGGCUUAUCCUAAAAUAACACAAAGAAAUUAUUAUAAGGGUUAACUGUUGUGUAAACAUAUUCCUGUAAGGGUGAUCUGUCUGAAUGCAUACAAAAGGUCAGGGAAGAGUGACACAACAGAGGAGCUCUGGUUUUUACUUGUGUACAACACUACUUGAUUUUAUUUAUUCUUAUGUCAGGAGGCUUUGAGGUGUCUGAUAAGUGAUUUAUUUCUCCCUCACAUCUCCCCAUGAUAAAUGCUAAGCUGUUAGGACUUUCACUGUAAGUAGGCUGCUUUGCACAUGCUGCUGUAUUCUGUUCCAUUCCUGUCCUUACUGAAGGGAGUUGUAACGUUUAAUGCUGUGAAAAGGAAACCUUUAGGAUUUAUCAGCUGUCUCACUUAAGAGAACAGUGCCAGUUAACUUUCACUGGAUGUAGCCUUUACUGGUGACAGUCGAUUACAGGUUAUAACUCUCCCAGUGUUGAGAUACAAGUAAAGUUAAAUAAACAAAUGUGAUGUUUCAGAAAUU
Messenger RNA from Phasianus colchicus (ring-necked pheasant), 3810 nucleotides. RefSeq names its product thymidine kinase 2 (gene TK2). Gene Ontology annotation, molecular function: ATP binding; deoxynucleoside kinase activity. Gene Ontology annotation, biological process: nucleobase-containing compound metabolic process. Lineage: Eukaryota; Metazoa; Chordata; Aves; Galliformes; Phasianidae. Gene Ontology annotation, cellular component: cytoplasm; mitochondrion. The record is from RefSeq and is a predicted model, not a curated record.